AGAAAGUUCGAUACGACGUAAUGCUGCACGUUACGUAUCAAACUUAAUAAUAAGCUUAUAUGGAAUAAAAGUUUUGUUUGCAUUUUAAUGAGUAAACGGUAAUUUGGAUAAUAGAAAAAAAUAUAAGAAUAAUAAUGAGUGAUAAAACGUUACUUGAUAUUGAUGAUACGAUACUGACGAAAAGUUUAUUGUUGUCUAAAAAUAAAGAUGAAUAUGAAAUGGAUGACAUAUUAAAGCAACAGUUUGAAAGAAAAGCUACUAAAUGCAUUAUCAUUCAUCCUUUACCUGGGUGUUGCGUGAAAACAAAAACGGAUACAGGCGAGAAAGUGUUCUUAAAUAUAUGUACGACGACUAAAAUACCUCCUCCGGAAGAUAUAUCGGAAGAGAAACUAAUUUCCCUUUUGGAUCAAGAAACGCCCGAUCAUUCUAUACCAAUGAGUAUCGGUGAAGAGAGAUUAGAACCCGAUAAAGGUGGUACCUUAUGCGUGACCCAUGACGUUGCGAUAAAUAAGGAUUAUUUCGAAAAGUGUCAAACUAAACAAUAUUUCUGGUUAUUUACGAUAUCUGUCAUAAUGGAAGGCGUAUCGCAUAAAUUUGGUAGAUGUUUGGAUUCGAAAACUUGUAUUAUUCUUAAAAAUCGAAAAGUCAUGGGUACGAUUCAACCGCAGCGUAUCGACGAUCGUGAAGCGCGUAAAGUAUUGCCGGCGUCUAAAAGGCCAUUGAUACAAGAAAUAUCGAGCUCUUCAAAGACCGACUGUAAUCGGUCAGUCAGCUCGGCACAACAACUCCAGAGUAAUCGUCAGGGAUUUAUGACACACGAUUACGUGAUAUUGAAAGAACCUUCGAAAGGAAUUGCAAGACGUUUAAUCGCUUUAUUUCAUAUACCUAAGGGGGUAGUAUCUGGCGAAGAUAUAAACGUGCUCGCCGACGCUGAUCAUAUAAUUGUUACAACGAAUGAAAACAAUUUCGCAUAUGACGUUUAUAUACCUUAUACGAUAAAGUUGGACGAAACGGAGAGCUUCUUUGAUAAAGAUUUGAGAGUUUUGCGAUUAAAUAUGCCAAUUGAAAAUUAAUAAUAUGCAAUGUAUGGGAAGAAAAGAGCGCACUAAGAUAAUAAACACGUAUCAACGGAAUCAUUAGCAUAAUAGCUAAUAUUAUUCCUGCCGCAAUGUCCAAUACCGUAUGCAUUCCCAAAUAAAGUCGACUGGUGCAGACGAGCGUACACCUAUAUAAAAGUGAAAUAUAUUAAAUGAGCCUAAAAGAAGAAGAAGAAGAAGAAGAAGAAAAAGAAAUAAAUUGGAUUUAAUCGCAUAGUACUUACCAGAAGAAAGCUAUUGUAGAACCAAUCGGAAACGAAUAGAUGUAUCUAUUCAUGGUAAAUAUCAGUACGCUAAAAGGAAUUGAAAUUCCAAUCAUGGCGUGAGUCGACGGCAUCCCAUAUUCUUCUGACCAUUUAUUUUGCAAUCUGACGGCUGGCGGACAAGCCGGUCUUGGCCAACGAAUAACAUCUUUCAAUGCUUGUCCUACAAGACAAUAAUAUAAUACGAUAGAAAUCGAA
Molecule: messenger RNA, 1558 nt
Organism: Vespa crabro (European hornet)
Lineage: Eukaryota; Metazoa; Arthropoda; Insecta; Hymenoptera; Vespidae
Gene: PIH1D1
Product: PIH1 domain-containing protein 1-like
Exons: 8
Coding region: 135-1073 (312 amino acids)
Biological process (GO): box C/D snoRNP assembly; rRNA processing
Cellular component (GO): ribonucleoprotein complex; R2TP complex; cytoplasm
Source: RefSeq, a predicted model, not a curated record